Neofelis nebulosa (Clouded leopard) is the source of this 2527-nucleotide messenger RNA. It is a transcript of the gene SLC16A4, whose product is annotated as solute carrier family 16 member 4. NCBI's taxonomy places the organism in Eukaryota, Metazoa, Chordata, Mammalia, Carnivora, Felidae. The record is from RefSeq and is a predicted model, not a curated record. Gene Ontology annotation, biological process: monocarboxylic acid transport; transmembrane transport. Gene Ontology annotation, molecular function: monocarboxylic acid transmembrane transporter activity.
CCCCUUUGGAAGUAAAGUCCACUCAACCUCACAGACUUAGAAGGCUCGCUUGUUUUUGCUGUGCAGCGGAAUGAAAUGCCUUUAAAAAAAAAGUGACUUUCUGAAAACUCGUAGACUUUCUUUUCCUUCCCAGAUUGCCUCAUCUGGAUUCCUUUGCUGAACACCACAUCAAAGAGACCGACCAUCAUGCGGCGGAGGGCAGGGAAGGCCCGGCCUUACACUAAAGCCCUGGAUGGAGGUUGGGGAUGGAUGGUUGUAUUUCAUUUCUUCCUGGUAAAUGUGUUUGUGAUGGGAAUGACCAAGACGUUUGCAAUUUUCUUUGUGGUUUUCCAAGAAGAAUUUGAAAGCAGCUCAAGGCAAACUGGCUGGAUUGGAUCCAUCAUGUCAUCAAUUAGUUACUCUGCAGGACCUCUGGUUGCCAUGAUUUGUGACAUAACCGGAGAGAAGACUGCCUCCAUUCUCGGGGCUCUCCUUGUUACUGGUGGAUAUCUGAUCAGCAGCUGGGCCACUAGCAUUCCCUUUCUUUGUGUGACUAUGGGACUUUUACCUGGUUUGGGUGCUGCUUUCUUGUACCAAACAGCUGCUGUGGUAACUACCAAAUACUUCAAAAAACGACUGGCUCUUUCUACAGCUAUUGCCCGUUCUGGGAUGGGACUCACAUUUCUGUUAGCACCUUUAACAAAAGUCCUGAUAGAUCUGUAUGACUGGACAGGUGCCCUUAUACUACUUGGAGCACUUACACUGAAUUUGGUGCCUUCCAGUAUGCUCUUAAGACCCAUCCAUAUUGCAAGCGAGAACAAUUCUGAUGUUAAAAAGAGAAGUAGCCGCUUGUCUACAAGUAACCCAGGGGCAGUGUGUGCGACAGAAACGUCAUCCUGCAAUGAGACACAAGAGGUCACCACCAUCAGGGACAGUGCUAUGCAGAAGGCUGGACAACCUGGUCCAAGUUUAAUAGUGUCACAAAAUAAAAGCAAAGAGUUCAACAAUGGGCCUGAUGGAAACCGUGUGUUCCUAAUAACCAAUGAAGACGGUUAUGAGAAAGAGGCUAUUUCACGGAGCUGUAAGCAAAACUUCGACAUUUCCCUUUUUAAAAAUCCCUUCUUCUACAUAUUUACCUGGUCUUUCCUCCUCAGUCAGUUGGCAUAUUUCAUCCCUACUUUUCACCUGGUAGCCAGAGCCAAAACACUGGGGAUUGACUUCAUGGAUGCCACCUUCCUCGUUUCGGUAGCUGGCAUCACUGAGACAGUCAGUCAAAUAGUCUCCGGAUGGGUUGCUGAUCAAGACUGGAUCAAGAAGUAUCAUUACCACAAGUCUUACCUCAUCCUCUGCGGUUUCACUAACCUGCUUGCUCCUCUGGCCACCACAUUUCCACUACUUAUGACCUAUGCCAUCUUCUUUGCCGUUUUUGCUGGUGGUUACCUGGCAACGGUACUUCCUGUACUGGUUGAUCUGUCUGGGAGUUCUAGAAUACACAGGUUCCUGGGACUUGCCGCUUUCUUUGCUGGGAUGGCUGUCCUUUCUGGACCACCUAUAGCAGGCUGGUUAUAUGAUUACACCCAGACCUACACUGGCUCCUUCUACUUCUGGCACAUGUUAUCUCCUCUCUUCGGUCUCCUUUUUCUUUGUACCCUUGGCUGAGAGGUGGAAAAAACAGAGCCUGACCAGGAAGAGAAAGGACUGCAAUGAAGCGAGAGCUUAACAAAACAAAAUCUAAACAAAGAAGUCACUGGAACAGCAGCUUGGAAGAAAACAGUUUCCGGGGUGCCUGGUGGCUCAGUCGGUUAAGUGUCCAACUUUGGCUCAGGUCAUGAUCUCACAGUUCGUGAGCUCCAGCCCCGCGUCGGGCUCUGUGCUGACAGCUUGGAGCCUGGAACCUGUUUCAGAUUCCGUGUCUCCCUCUGUCCCUCCUCUGCUCAUGCUCUCUCUCAAAAUAUAUAAACAUACAUUUAAAAAAUUAAAAAAAAUAGUCUAUAUGGAAAAAUCAUUAAAAAAAAAAGUUUCCUCAUUUAUAAAAUGAGAAGGCAAACCAGACAGUUUUUAAGGUUCCUUUUUGCUUCAGCAUUCUGAGCAAUGUCUAACUGCUAGUAAGAGUAAUAAACACUUAAACGAAGUCCUUUAUUAGUAUUUAAUCAAAUAGGCUAAACUCUUCAUCAGUCAAAACAACUACCUUACGUAUUAAAUAAAAAUCAGAAUGUACUGUAAUAAUAAAUUGACCAAACUCUCAACUGUGUCAUGGUAAUUCAGUCACUAAAAUAUGUAAAGAUGAAAAACCACUCUUGUCAGCUUAAAAAAGUGUUAAAUGUAGGAGUGCCUGCGUGGCUCAGCUGGUUGGGCAUCCGACUUCGGCUUCGGUCAUGAUUCUUUGAUUCUGCUGUUUGUGGGUUCGAGCCCCGCAUCGGGCUCUGUGCUGAUGGCUCAAAGCCUGGAGCCUGUUUCGGAUUCUGUGUCUCCCUCUCUCUCUGCUCCUCCCCCACUCCUGCUCUGUCUCUUUCUGUCUCUCAAAAAUAAAUAAACGUUAAAAAAAAAA